CUGAGGUUAGAGUAGGACAGAUAGGAGGGACGGUGGCCAAAACCCAAGCAAGUUAUUUUGGUAAUUUGAAUGAACACUCAUUACAUUUUCCCCCAUCAGCCUGUGCACUUGCUCCAAAUAGCUCCUGGUUUGGGUUUAGGCAGCACAGACUGCAUUUGCAUCUCUCCAGGGGCAUAUGCACAUUCUCUGUGCCUCCAGGUCCAAUGCCAGUCCGAAGCGCUUGAAAACAGAGGGGGUUUGUGGGCAUCUUCUGUGUACCGACCCUUCAAAAGAAGGGUUUCUGCUCUGCAUCAGAUGAAAAAAGAUUUUUAAAAUUGAGUGUCUAGUGCUGGGGUGGAUAGUGGUGAACAUUCUACAUGAACACCAGGGUGUGAUAGUUUUUCGAGUAUUCCAUGGUGCUCCCUCCUGUGAUCUUUGCUGUGCAGCUCCCAUUUAAUCCUUUCUGCCUACUGCCAUCAAAACAUGGGGGAAAAUGAAGAUGAGAAACAGAGCCAGGCCGGCCAGAUUUUUGAGAACUUUGUCCAAGCAUCCACAUGUAAAGGCACACUGCAGGCCUUCAACAUCCUCAUUCGGCACCUGCAGCUUGACCCCUCGGACCACAGGAACUUCUAUUCCAAACUGAAGACUAAGGUGACCACCUGGAAAGCCAAGGCCCUUUGGAACAAACUAGACAAGCGAGGAACCCAUAAAGAGUAUAAGCGAGGGAAAUCUUGUAUGAACACCCGGUGUCUGGUGGUUGGAGGAGGACCCUGCGGCUUGCGCACUGCCAUUGAACUUGCCUAUCUGGGAGCCAAAGUGGUUGUGGUGGAGAAAAGAGAUACGUUUUCCAGAAACAAUGUGUUGCACCUUUGGCCAUUCACCAUUCAUGACCUGCGGGGUCUCGGUGCCAAAAAGUUCUAUGGGAAGUUCUGUGCGGGCUCCAUCGACCACAUCAGUAUUCGACAGCUCCAGCUCAUCUUGUUUAAGGUGGCACUGAUGCUGGGAGUGGAAAUCCAUGUGAAUGUAGAAUUUGUGAAGGUCCUCGAACCUCCCGAAGAUCAGGAAAACCAAAAAAUAGGCUGGCGAGCAGAAAUUCUACCUGCAGAUCACCCCUUAUCUGAUUUUGAAUUUGAUGUUAUCAUUGGUGCUGAUGGUCGAAGGAACACUCUAGAAGGUUUCAGAAGGAAAGAAUUCCGUGGGAAGCUGGCUAUUGCAAUCACUGCCAACUUCAUAAACAGAAACACCACAGCUGAAGCCAAGGUAGAAGAAAUCAGUGGGGUGGCUUUCAUCUUCAACCAGAAGUUCUUUCAGGAUCUUAAAGAAGAAACAGGGAUCGACUUGGAGAACAUUGUCUACUACAAGGACAGUACUCACUACUUUGUGAUGACAGCGAAAAAGCAGAGUCUCCUGGAUAAGGGGGUCAUUGUGAAUGAUUACGUUGACACAGAGCUCCUGCUUGGCCCGGAGAACGUGAACCAAGACUGCCUGCUGUCCUACGCGAGGGAAGCGGCCGACUUUGCCACCAAUUACCAGCUGCCUUCCCUGGACUUCGCCAUGAACCACUACGGCCAGCCUGACGUGGCGAUGUUUGAUUUCACCUCCAUGUAUGCUUCUGAGAACGCAGCCCUGGUCCGGGAGAGGCAAUCCCAUCAGCUCCUCGUGGCCUUGGUGGGAGACAGCUUACUAGAGCCUUUCUGGCCCAUGGGUACAGGAUGUGCUCGGGGUUUCCUGGCAGCCUUUGAUACAGCAUGGAUGGUGAAGAGUUGGGACCAAGGAAUCCCACCCCUUGAGAUCCUGGCUGAGCGGGAGAGUCUUUACCGACUGUUGCCUCAGACGACUCCAGAAAACAUCAGUAAGAAUUUUGAGCAGUACACUCUUGACCCUGGCACUCGGUACCCAAACCUCAACUCAAACUGUGUCCGGCCUCAUCAGGUAAAGCAUUUAUACAUUACUACGGAGUUACAUCAUUUGCCCCUUGAGAGAUUGGGCUCUAUAAGGAGAUCAGUCAGCCUUUCCCGGCGAGAAUCCGACAUUCGUCCCAACAAGCUUUUAACCUGGUGUCAGAAGCAGACCGAAGGCUACCAACAUGUCAACGUCACGGAUCUGACCACCUCCUGGAGAAGUGGUCUUGCCUUAUGUGCCCUUAUUCAUCGCUUCAGACCAGAACUCAUCAAUUUUGAUUCUUUGAAUGAAGAAGAUGCCAUUGGGAACAACCAGUUGGCAUUUGACAUUGCAGAGCAGGAGUUUGGAAUCCCCCCCAUGACCACAGGCAAAGAGAUGGCAUCUGCCCAGGAGCCAGAUAAGCUCAGUCUGGUCAUGUAUCUCUCUAAGUUCUAUGAGCUGUUUCGAGGGACACCUCUCAGACCUGUUGAUUCUUUGGGUAAAAAUUAUGGAGAAAAUGGUGACCUUAGCUUAGCCAAAUCAUCUAUUUUUAAUAACUAUCUCAACCUAACGUUCCCCAGGAAGCGGACACCACGGGUGGAGAACCACACGGAAGAAAAUGAUAUGAAUAAGCGAAGAAGAAAAGGCAUAGACAAUUUGGAAGAGUCAUCAAGCUUUUCUAGCCGCAGCACUGGCUCAUCUCGAGACUAUGGCAUCAGGAAGGAAGGCAUGAAUCAAAAUAAAGUUAAGUCCAUGGCCAACCAGCUGCUAGCCAAAUUUGAAGAGAAUACUCGGAAUCCUUCUCUCCUGAGACAGACGCAAGCCCUUUCUGACCUAGGUAAGCCAGCCCUACAUUCUCCUGCUGGUCUUCCUGCUAACUCUCGCUUUGCUAAGCCAGAGGACUCUACACUCAGUCCAUCACCUCCUCUCAAAAGGCAGUUUCAGACACGAGCUAUGACUGAGCAGGUGCUCAGGGAGUCAAAGGCAGCUUCUGCUGCAAGCGACGGUCUCACCAGGCCUUUGAGAGCUCGAGCCAAGUCGGAUCUGCAGCCCUCCCACUCGGGAAACUUGGUUCCUCUGCCAUCCGCUUAUCCUGGAGCCUUUGCUCUCAUUGGCACUCUGAGGCGCAUGCAGUACGUGGAGGAAAAGAUCCACCAGAAGAGGGCUCAAAACUUAGCCAACAGGGAGUUUCACAAAAAGAAUAUUAAGGAGAAAGCUGCUCACCUUGCCUCCAUGUUUGCGUGCGAGGACUUCCCCCAGAAUAAACUACUCACCAAAGGUCUUUCUCCCUCCCACCCUCUCCCUUCCUCUUGUCUUCCAUCUGGUGGCUCAACUGAUACUUCCUCUUCCUUGUCUAUUGAUUCUUCUUCCUCUAACAGAAAGUCCUUUGUGCCGGGAGCUACUGGAAAGCCUAGCCCCACUCCAAAGAAGGAAUCUAAGCAAAAGUUAUUGCAGCCAGACCCAAGCCAGAUGACAGUAGGGAAAGUGUCUCGAGGAAUAGGGGCAGUGGCUGAAGUUCUGGUCAAUCUGUAUAUGAAUGAUCACAGACCCAAGACCCAGGCUGCUUCGCCAGAGCGGAGGACAGUAAUGGACCAAACAUCCCUCUCACCCAAUUCAUCUACUUCUCCACCUGAGGCUACUCCUGGCUGGAAUCACCAGGGAUCUUUGAGAAGAGAAUUCCCCCAGAACCUAGGAGGAAGCGACAUCUGUUACUUCUGUAAGAGGCGCGUGUACGUGAUGGAGCGCCUGAGUGCCGAGGGCCACUUCUUUCACCGGGAGUGCUUCAGAUGUGAGAUCUGCUCCACCACGCUUCGCCUGGCUGUCUAUGCCUUUGAUGCCGAUGAAGGCAAAUUUUACUGCAAAGCUCAUUUCAUUCACUGUAGAACCAAUAGCAAACAAAGGAAGAGACGAGCAGAAUUGAAGAGACAAGAGGAGGAAGCAAAGGAGAAACAGCAGGAAGCCAAGUGGCCAGACCCUUCCCCUGAAAUUCUUGGUCCUGCUGUCAACAGCCGAGAAGUCAGCCCGCCAGCAGACGAACCAACCUCCCCUAAAAAACCAAAGAGCAUUCCUGGACCCUGUGAUGUGGAUGGCCAGAGGGUUUUGUUCCCUGCAGAAUGGACUUCUGUGAAAAUUGGCCCUGAGGGAGAAGGGAAUGAAGAUGGCAUCCUGGCCAUAUGUGUCAUGGUCAACAGUGAUGGCAGCAGCUCUGAGACAGAGUCAGAUUCUGGGGGUGAUUCUUCCAAUACACAGUUUAAUGAGGAGAGGGCGUCCAGGACUGAACAAUUUCCCUGCCCAAAGCCCCUCCAACGUCAAGUUUCCCUGACCAUCCCCCAGACCACAAGGACCAGCGUUGGGUAUCCUGAAGAGUCAAAGGCAGUUAACGCUCUGCAACGGGCCCAUAGCCUCCAGCAUCCAGCUUCAAACAAACACCAAAACUGGAGAAGAAAAUUCCAAUCCAAUCUGACAUCACUGAAUGUUAAGAAAUCCAUACUAUCUUCCAAAGACCCAUAUUCUUCCUCAGCUUCUGGUUCUGGGAAUCCUUCUGGUGAUGUGCCCCUGCCUCAGGUGACAUCAUCCAUCAAUUCUCUUGAGAUCACAAGAGGACAUUCCCAGCCCCAAAGUCCAGUCAUUCAGGAAAGAGUUCGCAUUCGAGAGGUGUGUAAGGAAAUCCCUCUCUAUGUACCUCAUCAUUUCCAAAAGGAGGAAAACCAUCCCUUGGGGAUGCCUAAGGAAGACUCUUCUUCCUCAUAUAAGCCAAGGGAUGCUGGCGUGAAGAGUUCCAAUGGCUAUAGGAAAGCCAGAGCGAUUCCUUGGGAACCUCGGAGUGCCCAGAAGGGUCCAGAUCACACUGGAGUAGAGACAAAGAGCUGGGCAUCUCUAGCCUUAUCUCCUAAGGAGGGCCAAUGGAAUACAAGCAUUGGAAGUAGGAGAGAAGACAACCAACUGAAACUGGCUGAGGGGAAAAAACAGUGCUUAAAGAAGUUGGUCCUCACUCAGGAACAAAAGUCUCAGUUGCUGGACUGGGAAGAUGCUAAUGCAGAGAAUCUAAGCCUGGGUGCAGAAGAGAGACCAGAACCAGUGCGUGCAGGAGGUAACGAAAGAGGUGAAACAUCAAAAUUGGCUGACUUAGCAUCCCUUCCUGGGCCAACCAGGGAAGCCUUGUCAGACCAGAGAAGUGCUUCAGAGGGAGCCUGUGGCCCAGCACUGAAGGCUACAGGGGAGUGGACAGUACGCAGACCCAAAUCCCCUCUACGCCUCAUAGCAAAUGCUAUCAGGAGAUCUUUGGAGCCCUUGCUCCCUAACUCGGAAGGUGGAAGGAAGACCAGUGACUCCAGACCAAAGGCACCUAUGGACAAUUCAUCAUUGAAUGGCCCCCACCUUAGUGUUCACUCCCAAAACUUAAGGAAAACAAGUUAUAGUAAAGACCAUGAUGUACAGAAACCCAACCUCACUUCUUUACUGGUACCUGGGAAGGAGAAAGAGAGCACCGACUCGGCCUUUACACUACAUGAUACUACUACGUCACUGCCAGGGGCACAUAGCCUUUUAGAUAGAGCUGCCCGGGCUCACAGUUUGCCCAGUAGGCAGAAGAGACCUAUGACCUUACCCUCUGCCAAGAUAGAAGAUGUCUCUGACAAAGUUAGAUUGAAAGAGGUGCUAUUAGGGAGACCUUUGGAUCAGUCCAAUGCCCUGACAAAGAAGAGCAGUCUCUUUUCUUCCUUUAGACUCAAAGAAAAAACUAACGAGAAUCUGGGGACAAUGAGAACAUCAAAGGAUCUCAGCAAUAUCUUUAGUAACCCAGGAGCAAUGGACAUUUGCCACCCUUCAACGAUGUCUUCACAGCUAUGGAAUAAGUCCUCCUCAGGCCAAAUAGAUAUUCCUUUCCCUGGAGAAAACCCAAGCUCCAAGCACCUACCUGUCAGAGCACAGAUGACUGAGUGUUAUUCCUCCUCUUCUUCUGAGACUACCUCCUCCUCAGAUGGUGAAUUUGAACCCAAACCUUCCUUACCACCAAAGGAAAGACGAACACUUAAAAGGAUAAGGAAGAUGGAGAAGGCCUCUAAACAGCUGGCUAAGCAAGAGGAAUUAAAAAGGCUUUACAAGGCCCAGGCUAUCCAGCGUCAACUGGAAGAGGUGGAAGAACGGCAAAGGGCCUCAGAGAUCCAGGGCGUUGAGCUGGAGAAGGCGCUGAGGGGAGAGUCAGAUUCAGGCGCACAGGAUGAGGCACGGCUCCUGCAUGAAUGGUUUAAGCUGGUCCUGGAGAAGAAUAAAUUAAUGCGAUAUGAAUCCGAGCUCUUGAUCAUGGCUCAAGAAUUAGAACUGGAAGACCACCAAAGUCGGCUGGAACAGAAGCUAAGAGAAAAAAUGUCUAUGGAAGAGAGCGAAAAAGAUGAACAAGUUCGGAAUGAGGAACGGGAAAUUUUCACCAAGAUGAUGAGAGUGAUUGAACAGAGGGACAAGCUAGUGGAUUCCUUGGAGGAGCAGAGAGUGAAAGAAAAAGCUGAAGAUCAGCACUUUGAAAAUUUCAUGUUAUCUCGGGCUUAUCAACUCAGCAGAUCAUGAAGAAUCCUGGAUACGUGCAUCCCUAUCACCUGUGGGAACUGGAGGGGAUCAGAAAAAGAAUACGUUGCCUGAUGACUGGGGACACAUGAUUGAGAAAAUUCUUAGUACCAGAGCUAUAAUGCUGGUGGGCAACUAGGGCUGUGCCCUAGGGGAUGAAAUUUAGGGGACACAGACUACUCUACUUACAGCCCUUUCAGCAACAGAGGAAGAUCUGGGUUUAGCACUCACAGCAGCUAUAUCCUAAGGGAAGCUUUUACCUGGUGCUGCCCUGCCCCAGAAUUAGGCAAACUGGUAUCCUUGGGUAAAUAUUCUUACCCAUCACAUGAAUGUUAAGUUACUGGUUCUAGGAACAAAAAUGACCAAUUACAACACAUUCUUCUGUUUCAAGUCAUAAACAGAUUAACACAGAAAAAACCCGGACAAGUUUUUAAUUUUUUUUAAAAAAGGAUUUUUAAAAAUAAUUUUAAAAAAUAGUAUGGUAGAGUGGUAGGAUACUAGACUGUAUGUAUUCUGAGGACUCAGGUUCAAAUCACAUCUCUGUCACUUAUGUGAAUUUGGCAAAUCAUCUCUCCAGGACUUAAUCUUCAACUAAAAAUGAAGGAAUUGGACUAGAUAAUCUUUGAGACUUCUCCUAACUUGAGUUCCAUGAUCUCAUCACGGUGCCAAUAAGUCUAAUCAUGUGAAGUUCUCCCAGACCCUUCUAAAGAUUUACAAGAACCAUUUGGAAAAUGAUGACCAAAUUACCAGACCCUCUGAUGCUCCUUCUAGGUAGAACUUGUGCAUAGAGAAUGGACCUCAUCUUUUGUCCUUAUGGAAGUAACAUACACACACACACACACACACACACACACACACACACACACACACCACACUUUCCUGCUGCAAUUAAGACUAAGAUUUCUGUUCAAAUAUUGAGAAGGCUCUCUGUGCUUUAGUAUUUUAAAGAGACUUUUUCCACCAUUAAUUUAUCCAUAUUUGCUUUUUGUGUAUGGAUGAACUGUUUUUAAAUGUCAGAAGAAAGCUCCACUGGUUUAAAGAUUAGAUUAAUAUUUAAAUUGGGUUUCAAGAGAAGGAGAAACUUCUUAGCCCACUGAUUACACAAAGCAAACACCCAGUAUAGCAGGUGUGAAUUCAAUCUAGGGUGGGUUUAAUUUACCAGGUGCCUUUAUAAACCCUAAUAUAAUGUACACAAGGGAUGUACUUUUAAUACAAUAUUUGAGUCCUAAUUUCGUCCAAGUCCCAAACUGUUACUUAAUACCAGAGGGAUUAACAGCUUUGACAAAAUGUUAUGGGCUUAAAAAUGUCUUGCCUUUGGGGAACUCUAUCUGGUCGUGUCCAGAACAUGAUAAGGCAAGUCAGAGGCUGUUUAUACCUUCCUAAUUCAUGCUUUACCUCAAUUUCAUAAUCCUCAAUAGAAAAAAAAAAUGAAACACUGAUUCCUAUUUUAGCUGUUGCUAAAAUAUGACAAUACUAAACCUCAACUAGUGUGAGUAAUGGGUCCAUAAAAUUAGUAUUGAUUCCAAGAAGAAAAAUAUUCAGGAAGAAUUCAAAAAUUGACACUACUUUAGUCUCUGUUCUCUCAAAUUGGCAUCCAGUUCAUGAACUUCUCCACUCCCACAUUUUCAUGUCCACGUUUCAGAUUUCUGAAAUUUCCUUUAGUGUUGACUUGAGAUCUGGGGCAUUGGGUUGGGAAGCUGAAACCUUUGGAUAAA
Messenger RNA from Sarcophilus harrisii (Tasmanian devil), 8135 nucleotides. RefSeq names its product microtubule associated monooxygenase, calponin and LIM domain containing 2 (gene MICAL2). The transcript has 37 exons. Lineage: Eukaryota; Metazoa; Chordata; Mammalia; Dasyuromorphia; Dasyuridae. The record is from RefSeq and is a predicted model, not a curated record. Bases 463 to 6423 code for a protein of 1986 amino acids. Gene Ontology annotation, molecular function: FAD binding; protein binding.